CCCUGUGGACAAAGCAUUACCUUUUAUCGCUUCGAUUUUUUGGCUCUGUUUAUGUCAUCGAGAGAUAAGCACUUGAGCCGAAGUCCAUCUUCCGCUGAGCACAGCAAAGUCCCCCAAAGGGAAAGCAGGAUGGGGGCUGGAGCGAGUGCUGAGGAGAAACACUCCAGAGAGCUGGAGAAGAAGCUGAAGGAGGAUGCUGACAUUGAUGCGAGAACUGUCAAGCUGCUGCUGCUAGGUGCUGGAGAGUCAGGCAAAAGCACAAUCGUCAAACAGAUGAAAAUUAUCCACAAAGACGGUUACUCACUUGAAGAAUGCUUGGAGUUCAUUACCAUUAUCUACAGCAACACCCUGCAGUCCACCAUGGCCAUUGUGAAGGCCAUGAACACACUCAACAUUAACUACGGACACUCUGAUCAGCAGGAUGAUGCCAGGAAACUGAUGCACCUUGCAGACACCAUUGAGGAGGGCACCAUGCCUAAAGAGCUGGCAGACAUCAUUCUGCGCCUAUGGAAGGACUCUGGCAUACAGGCGUGCUUCGACAGGGCCUCAGAGUACCAACUCAAUGACUCUGCUGGAUAUUACCUGAAUGACUUGGAGCGACUGAUCCAGCCAGGCUACGUUCCCACUGAGCAGGAUGUGCUGCGAUCAAGAGUGAAGACCACAGGUAUCAUCGAGACCCAGUUUUCCUUCAAAGAUCUACACUUUAGAAUGUUUGAUGUAGGAGGUCAGAGGUCUGAGAGGAAGAAGUGGAUCCAUUGUUUUGAAGGUGUGACCUGCAUCAUCUUCAUUGCUGCUUUGAGCGCCUAUGACAUGGUGCUUGUGGAGGAUGAUGAAGUGAACCGAAUGCACGAAAGUUUACACCUGUUCAACAGUAUCUGCAACCACCGCUACUUCGCUGCCACCUCCAUUGUACUCUUUCUCAACAAGAAAGACGUUUUCAUUGAGAAGAUCAAGAAAGCCCAUCUCAGCAUGUGCUUCCCUGAGUAUGAUGGCCCCAACACGUACGAGGAUGGUGGUAAUUACAUCAAAAUGCAGUUCUUGGACCUCAACAUGCGUCGAGACAUCAAAGAAAUCUACUCUCACAUGACCUGUGCCACCGACACGGAGAACGUCAAGUUUGUGUUUGAUGCCGUCACUGACAUCAUCAUCAAAGAAAACCUGAAAGACUGCGGUCUCUUUUAAGAGCUAAGCUGAGUGACAUAUUAAAAGGUGAUCCUGAAGCAUCAUCACAUUCAAGAAAUUCCAUCUCAAUUCAAAACUGAGGACUGACGAUGAAAACUUUCCCCUCAAUCAGACGUCCUCAAACCAGUGAAAGCAAGAUAAAAAAAAUCAAUUUGAUAUGUUCAAAAUGAAAUUGAAGCUUAAAACCAAAGACUCCUCGACAACUUAGACAAGAGGACAACACUUGGAUCAGAAAAUCCUGUGCAGAAUUCAGAGGAGUUUAAUUUUAGUCAAGCAACUUCUUCCUCAACUCAUCUUUGGACGAGGGGGGUGCAGUCUGUAGUUAAGACACCAAAAGCUUAUGUCAGCACAAAGUGAUUCCGUCUCAGAUGCACUAUAGUGAAUGAAUGUAAGGGUAGUACAUCGAGUCUGUGCUUUAAUAACUUAUCAACUUACCAAAAGACAACGAAGACCUGCUGCAGAGGUCAAUCUGUGCUGGAGAUGUUUUGAAAAUUGCCAAUAGAAAUUGCUUUGGGAACAGAAAUUAGGUUACAGUUUGCAAUUUCUUGAAGAGUAAUAUAAAAGUAACUGUUGAAUAGAGCCAGUGUAUAUAAUUAAAGUUUUCUAUUGGUCAAUUUUGAAGUGUGGUGAUACCAUGUGGAUCUAAAGCCCUGCUGGGACGUAAUAUGCUACAACUUAAUUGUCUCAAAGUUGAAUAAACUGCAGGCAUUUAGUCAACUAUCCUGUACAGUAACCAGUGAUUUUAAACUCUUCUGAUCUUACUAAA
Notolabrus celidotus (New Zealand spotty) is the source of this 1948-nucleotide messenger RNA. RefSeq names its product guanine nucleotide binding protein (G protein), alpha transducing activity polypeptide 1 (gene gnat1). Gene Ontology annotation, cellular component: heterotrimeric G-protein complex. Bases 52 to 1182 code for a protein of 376 amino acids. The record is from RefSeq and is a predicted model, not a curated record. Gene Ontology annotation, molecular function: G-protein beta/gamma-subunit complex binding; GTP binding; GTPase activity. The transcript is spliced from 11 exons. NCBI's taxonomy places the organism in Eukaryota, Metazoa, Chordata, Actinopteri, Labriformes, Labridae. Gene Ontology annotation, biological process: adenylate cyclase-modulating G protein-coupled receptor signaling pathway.